AUGCCAGAGGGAAAGUGCAAGGACUGCCAAAAGGCAAAAGACGUGGAGAAAGAGGAAUUCCAAAGAAACGAGAAAGAUUUUGAAAAGAUAAAGAGCAAAUUGGAGCCUCUCAGGCGCAAUAUUAUGGAUGCCAUACUUCUCUCUCUGUGGGAUGACUCAAAGCGAACUGAACAAUGGGAGGUGCAUUUUAGUAGCCAACUAGACAAGCUCAUUGAAUUGCUUGGGAGUACUGAAAACUUGUCGAUGAACAAUUCCUUGAGAACAGCGUUAACAAACCAGAGAAGAUUAACCCAAAACGGGAAUGAUGAUGUUGAAAGCCCUAAAGGAUAUAUACCGGAACAUGGAACAACCGUCUCCACAAAGGUAGACGGGGAGGCAGCCAGGCUGAGAAUUGCUUUGCAGCCAGUGAUUCAGCCCGGAGAAGGACCAACUUCGCUGGUGCAGCUGGCAAAACACAUGGUUCAAUAUUUUAAAACCGACGGCGAAGCAAAGAAUGAAAUUCGCGCGGAGCUUGUCAAGGUUCUCUGGAAGAAUGACUGGAAACUGGAUAAUGCUAUGGCCUCAGCUAAAAUAGACACCACCAUAACGGCGCAUGCGAUAGCCACCGGUAUUCAAUUCAGCAACAUUGAAACACGCGAAGAGGCUAUCUCAAAAAGCUUUCAGGCAACAUAUUCUUGGAUAUUUCAGGACGAGCCUCUAAAGAAAGAUGGUGCGCCCAUGUGGCAUAGCUUCCCUAGCUGGCUCCAAGAUGAAUCUGAAAAGCCUUACUGGAUCACGGGAAAACCAGGUUCCGGCAAAUCAACGAUAAUGAAACUCAUCUUGCAACAACAGUCCGUGAGAGAUUCGCUAUCCCGAUCGCUAGGAUCAAUGCACCUUGUUCUCGUCAAAUACUAUGCCUGGCUUGCAGGCACAACUUUACAAAAGUCGAUCGAUGGCCUCAAAAGAACUAUCUUAUUCCAGGCGCUCAAACAGUAUCCUGGAUUAGCACCAGUCUUGGCCCCAAGGCGCUGGGCAUUCUGUCAAGUGUUACAAAGCAUUUCAGGUCUUCCCGUGUGGGACUCACGGGAAAUAGAAGAGUCAUUUGAGGCAUUACUGUCUUCGUGCGGAAAGAGCAUCAAGCUUGCUUUAUUUAUUGAUGGGCUUGACGAAUUUAAAAUGCCACCUGUCGAGAUCGUUGAAUUUAUUCAACGUAUGAUAGCACGCUGCCCCAAGGGGCUUAAAUUAUGUGCUGCAAGCCGACCGUGGCCAGAAUUUCACGAUACGUUCAACGAAGGGCCAAUGCUUCAAAUGCAUUUCCUAACAAAAACCGAUAUGGAAAUAUUCGUUCAAGAAAACUUGAAGAUUAACAAAGGCUUUGUCGAGAGAAAGCAAUUGGAGCCCGAAGCAUCCUCUCAGCUGCUCGCAGACAUAGUGGAAAGAGCAAAUGGAGUUUUCUUAUGGGUCUCGUUAGUGAUGCAGCACUUAUCCAGCCUUUUUUCUGAUGGACAAUCAAUCUCUCAAGCUCGAAAAGCUCUAGAAGCUCUCCCUACAGACAUUUCGUCUUUGUAUGAUGGUAUCUGGACUGCUAUCCGUCCGGAAAACCUUAUCGAUGCGUCCCACAUGAUACAAGUGCUGCGAGCCUAUGACGGUCCAAUGGAAUGGCUUACGUUUUGGGCCAUUGAAGAAUCGAAAUCUGAUCAAUUCAAUGCGGACCGCUUCCCAAAGAGUGGCAAAUUGAAAGAGGUCGCUUUGAAAUCUAUAGCGAGGAAGCUUGCUGCUUGCACAAAGUGCAUCUUGGAAGUUAGUGGCAAUGCAACCAGUGGUGUUGUUGACUUCAUUCACCGCACGGCUCGGGAUUGGGCAGUAAAGCCCGAAACUUGGAAGCGGAUCUGUUCAUCGUCUGGUGCGCAGUUUGAUCCACAUCUGUGUAUCCUAAAAGCGAAGAUCAUGAUGUUGCCCCCCGUAGCAUCGUCGUCGCCCGAUGACAUGGGCUUGUGGGGUGCAAUGACAAGAAUUCUUUGGCAUGCUGGCGAGGUCAACGAUAACCUAGAGAAUACGCCGGACCUUGUCAACAGUCUGCACUUACUCGAUCCUUAUUUUAAGCACCUCUCUCGAGUUUAUGAAAGAAAUAUUACUACAGGACCUUACGGAUGGUGGUGGCAGGGCAUUCCGCGUUCAGUUCUAGGAUUCGCUGCACAGUUCUCUAUUCUGCCUUACAUCAAGUCUGUGGCACUGACAGAUCGAAGUCGUCUAUUUAAAAGAGUUCCCUCGCAUCGUUCGGGUCUUCUCGAAAACGCAAUCUUUGGAUACGCUUACUUUUUCCCGGAUUCCGACAGCUAUCGCCCUCAAAUCCCGAUUCACCGGAGGUUAUCUACCGUGAAGUUCCUAUUGGAUCAAGGACUUCAUCAAUCGAGGUUGCAGGAAUGGUCUAGCUUCUUUACAAGAUACGUUACAAGGAAAGCUUCGGAGUUUGCCUCCAACUCAUCCGGAAUGCGGGUACUAUUCCACAGUGGCAAUGUAUUUGGAUGAUGAUUCAAGGAGGAGAUCCAUCAAAUCACGCAUUAGCUCGUGGUUUUCUAAGUUAUUGGCGUUCUAAUAUUAUUAUACUGCUGGUCAUCAAUCUGAAUUAUUUUGAUUGUAUUUUAUUUUUCUUUAAAAAAAAGUUACAGGGUUUAAAGUAAAACAUGCAUACACCGGCUUAUACACUACCCAGUGACUACGCAAUACAUGGAUACGAAGUUGCACACUGCUCUCAAACGCCUUGAGUUGGCGAUAGAAUGCAGACUGCCUGCUGAUACUUCGGGCGCAGAUAAUCUCGCCUGUUUGAUUCCACUAGUCGUAUUAUUCGUCCUAAGCUCAAAUAUAGGACUAACCCAGUCAUGUCGCACCCAGACGAAAUAAAAAGGCAGCCAUUAUUGCAGGCGGCAAGGCUAUGAUGAGAGCCCCGAGCCCCGUCCCGCCCUGGAUAUCCCCCUUCAGCGUGGUCCACAACACACUCGCCAAUACACUCGCUGAGAUGGUAAUCAUGAGCACCCAGAAUACAGCCUCGCGGUUCGGACCUUCUAUGACGUGAAUGCCCCAGCCCUCAGUCGCCUCCCCACAGUCCAUGACCUUGUUGUUCAGCCUCUUAGGGAGUCGCGGCAGCCAGGUGUAACGGUUCGGGCUAAGGUCACCGUCACCGUGCUCGAGAUAAUGGACGAAGACUUCGGGAGGCAUCGGCGGCGGUACGAAGUCGUAGUCAAUGCGGGUAUUAGGCGGCGUCGAGCUGGGCCUGUCGCGUAUGGAG
Messenger RNA from Trichoderma atroviride IMI 206040, 3265 nucleotides. NCBI's taxonomy places the organism in Eukaryota, Fungi, Ascomycota, Sordariomycetes, Hypocreales, Hypocreaceae. The record is from RefSeq and is a predicted model, not a curated record.